Mercenaria mercenaria is the source of this 2841-nucleotide messenger RNA. Its product is annotated as phosphatidylinositol phosphatase PTPRQ-like. Lineage: Eukaryota; Metazoa; Mollusca; Bivalvia; Venerida; Veneridae. Gene Ontology annotation, molecular function: protein binding. The transcript has 13 exons. The record is from RefSeq and is a predicted model, not a curated record. The coding region runs from base 1 to 2841 and encodes 946 amino acids.
AUGGAAUUGAACGUCAAUCUUGCCGGGUUGAAUUUCAAACUGAAGACCAUAGGCACCAAUGAUAUUAUUCUUUGUUGGAGAAUAAACCCAGACAUUUUUGAAGGAAGCGAUUACUUCUCAUAUGUUUUCGUUGAUGUUAAAUCACAACCUAAUGAUGAGAAUGUGACAACGCUCAACGAGAGCCGCACUGCGAAAAAUGAAGUAUAUGAUCUGUCAGUAAAUAACCUUACUCCCGGGACAAACUACACCUUUAUAUAUUACGUGAAAUCGGAGAAUGGCAUUCCAAGCAAAGACAAAAAGCAAUUAUCUUCUUAUACACGACCAUUGCCACCUCCUCAGGCUGCAAAUAUCAGCAAAGUCACCCAGCAUAGUUUCGCCAUCACAUGGAAGGACGAUCAAAAUUUAAGUUAUUCCAGCUACAACAUCAUCAUUUCUCCUGCACUGGCAUCUCUCAAUGCUACAUGUGAUGACAUAGAUUUAGAAAACGGCAAUUGUUCACUACUACGCAAGGAAAAUGUAAAUGUAACAUCCUUGGUAUUUGAUGGACUCGCUCCGGGAAUACAGUAUUCAUUCGCUAUCUACACAUCAAUUGCCGGGUUAUCCAGUGAAUCUGGACUAAACACUAGUACAUAUACAAUACCACUGCUUCCAAAUAAAGUAUUCAUCCCGGAAGACAAUAUCAGCAACAACAGUUUGUGCGUAUCUUAUAAAGAUCCAGCAUCAAAUUUCACACACUGGAGUUUGAAAAUUUCUAAUAAACAUAUACCUUACACCAAUACCAUGAUGGUGCCUAUGAAUGUGUCUUCAGUUCCCUUACAUGACUUACAGCCUGGCACAGAAUACAAUAUUACUCUGCAAACACGAGUACCGGGCUUCUACAGCAUCAACAAAACGACGUUAAAAGCAUUUACAAGACCAAGUGACCUUCACUCUAUUGAUAUACCAAAACAGAUGGUGCAUACAACUCAUUUUACAGUCCAAUAUGAAGUUUGGGAUGAUAUGUACGAUUACUUCCAGUUUACAACUUGCAAUGUUUCGUGUAUUACUGAGACUCAGAUCAAGGGAAUCUUGAAGAAGACAAUUCACAAUCUUACAGCAGCUACAUUUUACAAAAUAGAAGCAUUUGCUGUAAAAAAUACAAGCAAAACAACAUUGAAAAGUAAAAACCCAGGGACAGCGACUUCUUAUUCAGCUCCCGAAAGUCCCGCUUCAGUUCUAGACACGGUUGAUUGUAAAAAUGUUACAAUAGGUCUUUCUGGGAACAAUAACAUAUUAUUCGACUAUUACAAAAUUCAGUACAACAAUAAAACUGAGAAAAUAUUUAAUCGCACUGAAGAGAGAGCAGUAUUAUCGGAACUAACGCCUGGCACUGAAUACACUUUUGUGGUUUACACAGUUCUAACUGGAAUAAAAAGUGACGGGCUUUCCACAAUAACAACAUUUACACGGCCAGGGGAUGUUCAAAAUAUCACAGCUAUAGAUUCGACCAAUGCGUCUGUACAAAUUGAAUGGAAUGAUACGCUGAUAGGACAUUAUGAUUGGUUCAAUGUAAAUGCAACUUGCCGGAGUCCUAACAAUGAAACGAAUAUGAAUAAGACAAUUCCGAUAUACAAAACAUGUAAUACAUCGACUAUUUUGUCAGACUUGGAUCCAGGAACAGUUUGUAAUAUCACAAUAGUUAGUGUUAUAGAUAAUGGUACGCAACUUUUCGGAAACAGUGUUACCAAAGUCAAUACGAGUUCAAAGGAAUCAGUCAUUCCGUCUCCUACCUCAAAUUCACGUGGAAAUGCUGACAGUUACUUGUGGAGAGCAGCGCCAGAACAUGUCGAAAUAUCAGAACAAGAGACUGAUAAAAGAACAUUAACUGUGUCUUGGAGUAAGCCUUUAAAUCCUAAUGGAAUCGUGAGGAAGUACCAAUUUCUUGUUGUUGAUAUGUUCGAGAAGGAACAUUGCUUGAAAGCAAAUUAUACAUAUUUAUGCAAACAUGAUGUGUGCAAAGAUGACGAUAACUACAAAUGCCAGGAAGCUGGAUUCACAGAACCUAAAUUGUGUGAAGAUGCUUACCAGAACUAUAGCAUGCCAUUAACAGUUGGUAAUAUGACGUUUACACAAAAGGUGGAACACUUGCACCCGUACAGAAAUUACAGUGUUACAGUCCGGGCGUAUACCAAAUGUUGGGGAAGAUACAUAUGGAAACAACUGAAAACCAAAACUGCUGUUCCGGCAGCGCCCCCGUCUAAAGAAUAUAUAAAUUUCACUGAAGACGAAAUCAUUAUAAAAUUGAAACCGCCAAAGAAAGAGGAUGCCAAUGGGGUCAUCAAAAAAUUUACAAUUAAAUAUUCAUGGAAAAAUAAAACCUGUUGGAAUUCUAAAGACGGUGAUAUAGUUGAGCAGAGAAUCCCUUGUAACGAAAUUGAUCUUCCAUGUAACGUGACACAUUUACGUCCUUACUGGUAUUAUACUAUAAAUAUGAGUGCAUCUACGUCUGAGGGAGAAGGACCCUAUGGUGGGUGCGACGGUUGCUAUCUGAGGACAAAAGAAUCAACGCCUGGUGAUAUUGAAAAUUUAACUGUGAACCCAUCUGCUGAGUCGGCGAAUUUGAGCUGGUCAUCUCCAUGCCGAACAAACGGCAUCCUAACCAAAUACACAAUAAAUCUUCGAAAUGUAGACACAAAUGAAAGCUGGACGAAUAACACCAGUUCAAAUGAGACAAAUCACACGAUAAGGAAUCUUUUACCAUAUAGCAAUUAUACUAUUAUGAUUGCUGCUAACACCAAAGUAGGUCCUGGGAAAUUUGCACAAAAUACUACUCUGCAAACAAAGAUUGAUAAAAAGACCUGA